AUGAGCCUAAUACAGUUUAACCAGUCUGAUCGUUGUGAGCAUUUCUCAUGUACAGAGAGACCUGUAUCUCCUGUAGUUUAUAUCUUACUGUAUGUGUGUUCAGCUGCUUUAGUUCUUCUAACAGUGUGUGGAAAUCUGCUUGUCAUCAUCUCAGUUUUUCACUUUAAGCAGCUUCACACACCGACUAACAUGUUUGUGCUCUCUCUGGCUGUGUCAGAUUUUUUCAUUGGCUCUUUAACAAUGCCGUUAAUUUUAAUCUGGGCAAUCGAGUCAUGCUGGAUUUUUGGGACACAUUUCUGCAUAUAUUUUAUGAUGACUGGCUCCUUCCUCAUGAGCUUAUCUAUCUAUAAUAUUGCUCUCAUUGCUGUGGAUCGGUAUUUGGCUCUCUCAAAUCCAUUUCUCUACACAAACACAGUCUCUGUGAGAAACACUCGUGUUGUAAUUGUUUUUGACUGGUGUCUAAUUGUAGCCUAUAAUGUAGCACUUUUUUAUUUCAAUGGAAAUUUCAUGAACUAUGAAAUGUGUCCUGGAGAGUGUUUUAUCUCUUUGUAUGAGGUUUGGUCUGUAACUGAUCUUGUAUAUUCAUUUGUUUUCCCACUUUCUGUCAUAAUCAUAUUUUAUACUCUAGUUUUUGUAAUUGCUAAGAAACAUGCCACUGCUAUCAGAGAGCUUAAUAAUCACACACGGACUAAAACACAGAAAAUCACUUUACACUCAAUGAAAUCUGAGAGAAAAGCAGCUAAAGUCCUCGGAAUUUUAGUGUCUGUGUUUCUGGUGUGUUUACUUCCAUAUUUUAUUUACAGUUUUUUAGGCAAUGUUAUUGAACUUCCAAAUGAGUUAUUUCAAAAAGUCUUUCUUAUGCUUUAUCUUAAUUCCACCAUUAAUCCAAUGAUUUAUGCUUUGUUUUACCCAUGGUUUAGGAGAUGCAUUAAAAUCAUUACAACUUUGAAAAUAUUCCAACGAGACUCUGCAUUUAUUAGUGUUCUUUCAUAA
Molecule: messenger RNA, 993 nt
Organism: Clarias gariepinus (North African catfish)
Lineage: Eukaryota; Metazoa; Chordata; Actinopteri; Siluriformes; Clariidae
Product: trace amine-associated receptor 13c-like
Exons: 1
Coding region: 1-993 (330 amino acids)
Biological process (GO): G protein-coupled receptor signaling pathway
Cellular component (GO): membrane
Molecular function (GO): trace-amine receptor activity
Source: RefSeq, a predicted model, not a curated record